ACCCGGAAGUCGCCCAUCCUGCAUCCUGCUCACAGCUGCAGUCGGCAAAUCGGAUGACGCACGAGCGCUGUGGAUGAGGAGAGGACACAAAACUGCAGCAGCGUCUUAUAAUUUGAAGGAAAACUGAAAUGGGCACCUCCGACUCAAAACUGAACUUCAGGAAAGCAGUGAUACAGCUAACAACCAAAACACAGCCUGUGGAAGCCACAGACGAUGCAUUCUGGGACCAAUUCUGGGCAGAUACUGCCACCUCUGUCCAGGAUGUAUUUGCGCUCGUGCCAGCUGCUGAGAUCCGAGCUGUCCGAGAGGAAUCACCCUCCAACCUGGCCACCCUCUGUUACAAGGCUGUAGAGAAGCUGGUUCAGGCGGCAGACUCUGGCUGCCCCUCAGAGCAGGAGAAACAGAUCGCUCUGAACUGCGCCCGCCUCCUCACCCGUGUCCUGCCCUACAUCUUCGAGGACCCAGACUGGAGGGGCUUCUUCUGGUCCACGGUGCCCGGUGCUGGACAGGCCGGGAUGGAUGAAGGCGAGGAUGACAGUGCCCGCCCCCUGGCUGAGUCUCUUCUCCUGGCCAUUGCUGACUUGCUCUUCUGUCCUGACUUUACUGUGCAGAGUUACAGGAAAGGGGGUCCAGACACAGCUGAGGACAUUCACACCAUCGACAGCUGUGAGUACAUCUGGGAGGCAGGGGUGGGCUUUGCACAGUCCCCGCCCCUCAACUACAUCCACGACCUCAACAGAACGGAGCUGUUGAAGCUGUUGUUAACCUGUUUCUCUGAGGCGAUGUAUCUGCCUCCCUCCUCUUCUGAAGACAGCAUCGUCAAUCCCUGGGUGACCUUCUUCUGCUCCACAGAGAACAGACACACGCUUCCUCUCUUCACGUCCCUGCUGAACGUGGUGUGCGCCUACGACCCCGUGGGGUACGGCAUCCCCUACAACCACCUGCUGUUCUCUGACUACCGGGAGCAGCUGGUGGAGCACGCCGUGCAGAUCCUCAUCGUCACCCUGGAGCACGGGACCCCCGCCGCGGACCCCUCCUCCUCACCCCCCCCCUCUCCCUCCAGCAUGGACGAGCAGGAAUCUGUGGGGCCAGACAACCUCUUUGUGAAUUACUUAUCCAGAAUCCACCGGGAUGAGGACUAUAACUUUGUCCUGAAAGGGCUGGCUCGCCUACUGACCAACCCUCUGUCCCAAACCUACCUGCCCAACUCCACCAAGAAGAUCCAGUUUCACCAGGAGCUUCUCAUCCUCUUCUGGAAGCUCUGUGACUUCAACAAGAAAUUCCUCUUCUUUGUGCUGAAGAGCAGUGAUGUCCUGGACAUCCUGGUGCCCAUCCUGUACUACCUGAACGAUGCUCGGGCUGACCAAUCCCGCGUUGGCCUCAUGCACAUCGGUGUGUUCAUACUGCUGCUGCUGAGUGGGGAGAGGAAUUUCGGGGUGCGUCUCAACAAACCAUACACCAUGCAUGUCCCCAUGGACAUCCCAGUGUUCACCGGGACCCACGCUGACCUGCUCAUUGUGGUUUUCCACAAGAUCAUCACCAGCGGACAUCAGCGCCUGCAGCCGCUCUUUGACUGCCUGCUCACCAUCGUGGUCAACGUGUCGCCCUACCUGAAGAGUCUGUCCAUGGUGGCUGCCAACAAGCUCCUCCACCUGGUGGAGGCUUUCUCCACCACCUGGUUCCUCUUCUCAGCCUCGCAGAACCACCACCUGGUGUUCUUCCUGCUGGAGGUCUUCAACAACAUCAUCCAGUACCAGUUUGAUGGCAACUACAACCUGGUGUACGCCAUCAUCCGCAAACGCAACAUCUUCCACCAGCUGGCCAACCUGCCCUCCGACCCCGCCUCCAUUCAGAAGGCCCUGCAGAGGAAGAAAAAGUCGCCCGACGCCAUUUCCCGCACCAGCUCCCAGGAGACGGUUUCAAUGGAGGGCUCGCGCCCCGCAGUGCCCGCGGAGCCUGGCACGCUGAAGACCAGCCUUGCUGCAACGCCAGGUAUAGACAAACUGACAGAGAAGUCUCAGGUGUCGGAGGACGGGACCAUGGUUACUGUCACACAGAUGGACUCUCCUCAAACCCCCCCGUCAGACCACAGUGGGAUCGCAGGUGCCAGUGACACAGAGUCCAAUUCGGGAAGGGACAAUGAGGAUGUUUUCUAUACGGAGUCGGAGAUGGAGAGGAGACGCAUGUCCAGCACGUCAUCGGCUACUUCCUGGACCCCCACCCCAGACUGGGUCUUGUCUUGGAAGAUUAAGCUUCCCCUGCAGACCAUCAUGCGGUUGCUGCAGGUGCUAGUUCCACAAGUGGAGAAGAUCUGCAUUGACAAAGGCCUGACGGACGAGUCUGAGAUCCUGAAGUUCCUCCAGCACGGCACGCUGGUGGGCCUCCUGCCCGUGCCGCACCCCAUCCUCAUCCGGAAGUACCAGGCCAACGCCGGCACCGCCACCUGGUUCCGCACCUACAUGUGGGGCGUGGUCUACCUGCGCAACGUGGAUCCUCCAAUCUGGUACGACACGGACGUCCGUCUCUUCGAGAUUCAGAGGGUGUAGGAGAGCAAGGGAGGUAGCUAAAGAGAGAAACGGAGGGAAGGAAAGGAACGGGAGCAUUGGCUUAUAUAACUCAUUCCCCUUUCAUCCCUCUCCUUCUGCCCUCGCAAACAACCCACAAUCCCCCUGCUCUGGGUCUCUCUGAGGAAGAGAAGGAGGAGGAGGAGGAGGAGGAAGGAAGGCCACCGGGUCUCUCGCUUGCAGGGAGAUAUCAGACAUAAUGUGCAUCUUCCUCGCUUGUGUGUGUGUGUGUGCACCCAAGCCUUUUGUGUCGAACACAAACCUCAGCCCUAUCAUUUGAUGAGUGGAUGUUUGAAAUGAGCGUCAUACUGCUCAAUGUGCAAGGCUGCUUUUCUGUAUUUGUUUCCUCUUUAUAGUGAGUUUGUAGCUCCGGCCCUCUUGAAGCCGCUUACAACCACUUGGCUGGUUUAAGUUGUCUCUGGCAGUCGCCUGUGUGAAAUGAUUGUACGGGUCAUUCUGAAAUCGCAGCUUUUGUUCUGUUGUCGGCACUAUGUAAGGCAGGGGUGCACAGCAAGGGCCGAUCCGCUUCAGGAUUUUGUGCCAACUUCGGCUCUUAAUUAUUAAAUUAGCGAAAUCAUUUCUUGAUCAGAUAUUUGUAUAUACAUCUGCCACAGCUGCAGACUGCAAGUGUAUCGUAAAGAGUCUACUCUGCUCAAGUACAGGAGUGAACCAGCAUAAUUUCUAGAGCUGUCAUAAAUUAAGCUAAUUGGUUGGAACAAAAACCAGCUUGCAGACCGGCCCCCCUGGACGGAGUUGUGCACUUUUGAUGUAAGGAGAAAUGAGGUCCCGUCCCGUAAAAGUGACGGGGAGAGAGACGUCGCCGUAAUCUGCAAAGCAUGCUAAACGCAACUUCACGUAAUCCGCCGUUAGCAUCCAGCGUUUCUCCGGUCGUGUAUGUCCAGCAGAGGUUAAGUGAAAAGGAGUGGCAGAGGUUCAGGAGGACACACCUGGGUGCCUGAGUGACAGCCACUGAACGCUGUGAGCUGAAGGUGUCCAACCAAGCGAUUCGUUGUUUAUUAGCGUCUAUUCAGAGAAGCACAUCAAGCAUGAGAGCGUGCAUCUCUCGUCCAGUGCCGAGUAUACCCCCGCUGUUCUGACUCCUCUCUGUAUAAGCUACGGAUUCACUGUUAAACCCAGUGAUUUACCUCAGUGGAAGGGGGGGGAAAUGUAAAACAUUUAAAACUGUUCUGGGAAAGGAGGGGGGAGGGGAAGUUGCACAUUUCCAUUAUGGUUUAUGAUUGUCAUAAACCACAGAUAUCUCUGCCUGGAAUGUAUACAUUGUUCUGGGGCAGGGACUAGCCAAGCCCGCCUUCAGCACGCUCCCAACAUAGUAGCAAUGCUUCCGUGACAACCAGGAGACGCUGCGUGGUUGUGGUUGAAAAGUAGUGAGGCCUGUGAUGUGUAUUUUUGUGUGUGGGGGUGAAACAACCAGUUGAAAAUGGUAGACUACUGUACAAUAAAAUAACAAUAUCUGGCUUAAUUGUCCCUUACCUAUAAAACCCUCCUUUUCUGAUUGUUUUUAAAUGUUGAACCUUGGAACUGCACAGUGGAGUAUUGACAGGGUUUCUGUACAUGUACACUAUGUAUGUUGUAUGAAUACAGGAAUAUUUAUCCUUUAUGAUGUGUAGAGUAUAUUAUAAAGUACUUCUAUGAACUCA
Messenger RNA from Conger conger (European conger), 4222 nucleotides. It is a transcript of the gene hid1a, whose product is annotated as HID1 domain containing a. NCBI's taxonomy places the organism in Eukaryota, Metazoa, Chordata, Actinopteri, Anguilliformes, Congridae. Bases 129 to 2546 code for a protein of 805 amino acids. The record is from RefSeq and is a predicted model, not a curated record. The transcript has 19 exons. Gene Ontology annotation, cellular component: Golgi trans cisterna; membrane; Golgi medial cisterna.